Messenger RNA from Phalaenopsis equestris, 1653 nucleotides. Its product is annotated as formamidopyrimidine-DNA glycosylase. Gene Ontology annotation, molecular function: zinc ion binding; DNA-(apurinic or apyrimidinic site) endonuclease activity; damaged DNA binding. The transcript is spliced from 10 exons. The coding region runs from base 38 to 1300 and encodes 420 amino acids. Gene Ontology annotation, biological process: base-excision repair. Gene Ontology annotation, cellular component: nucleus. NCBI's taxonomy places the organism in Eukaryota, Viridiplantae, Streptophyta, Magnoliopsida, Asparagales, Orchidaceae. The record is from RefSeq and is a predicted model, not a curated record.
AACAAGCGGAAGGAUCAAGGGCGGGAGCAAGCCAACCAUGCCAGAGCUCCCGGAGGUCGAGGCGGCGAGGAGAGCGAUAGCGGAGCACUGCGUCGGCAAGAAGGUCCGACGAUCUGUCGUCGCCGAUGACUCCAAGGUGAUCGAGGGCAUCUCCCCAUCGGAGCUCGAAUCAGCUCUGACUGGAAAGACCAUCGUGGCCGCACUACGCAAGGGCAAGAACCUAUGGCUCCGCCUCGACUCUCCACCAUUUCCUUCCUUCCAGUUCGGAAUGACUGGCGCUGUUUACAUCAAGGGCGUCGCUGUGACGAAAUACAAGAGGUCUGCGGUCAGCGAUAAUGAUGAAUGGCCGUCGAAGUUUUCGAAAGUAUUCAUGGAGCUAGAAGAUGGUUUAGAGUUGUCUUUUACAGAUAAGAGACGUUUUGCCAGAGUUCGCUUGCUUCAAGAUCCAGAGACAGUGCCACCAAUUUCUGAACUUGGUCCAGAUGCUAUGCUAGAGCCUUUGCAAAUCGAUGAGCUUGUAGAAGCUUUAAGCAGACGGAAAACUGCAAUUAAGGCCCUACUACUUGAUCAGAGCUUUGUUUCCGGCAUUGGCAACUGGAUUGCUGAUGAGGUGCUUUAUCAGGCAAGAAUCCAUCCCCAGCAAAUUGCUUCAAACUUGUCAAAGGGAGAUUGUGAGGCCUUGCAUCGAUGCAUGACAAAGUAUGCUGUUGAAGUUGAUGCAGACUGCAGUUCGUUUCCUAUUGGAUGGUUGUUUCAUUAUCGGUGGGGAAACAAACCCGGAACAGUAAAUGAUAGUAGUCAGUAUCCUAGUAAUUGGAUUUUUCAUUCCCGAGAAAAGAAACCUGGGAAGGCAUUUGUUGAUGGAAAACGAAUCGAGUUCAUUGCAGUUGGUGGUAGAACUUCAGCCUACGUCCCAGAAUUACAGAAGCUCACAGGUGCCAAAUCUGUGAAAGCCAAAUCCAACCCAUCUCGGAACUCAAAGUCAGAUGAAGAAGAUGAAGAUGAAGGCAGUGAAGGAGAAGAGCUCGAAAAAGAGAAGGAAAUUAAAAAUACUCAGCCUAAAAAAGACAAAAAUGUAAAGGUUGAUAGCCAUAGGCAACAGAAGAAAGCAGGUGAUUCAGUUGAUAACACUGAGGAAGAUGAUGAAGAGGAAAAACCAAAGAAAAAAAGUGGCAAGAAGCCGUUGAAAACCAACAAGUUGCAGCGAAAGGUGGUUAAGGCAAAGACAGAGGUGGAGUCGUCGAAGAGAUCAGAAUCAGACGAAAUUAGCACACGGCAGAGGAAGAAAACCAGGAAGUGAGAUGACAACUAAAGUGGUAUUUUGGAGGCUGUUGUAAUUGCUGGAAUUCGUUUUUAGUCUCUGUUUUUAUUCCAUUUUGAUGCAUAACUACUGCUGCUCCAAAAUGCUAAUUAGUGCCAUGCAAAUUUCUCCAACAUUCACUUUUUUGUGCUGAGGUCGCUCUAUCUUAAAAUUUCUGUGCAGUGUUGAAGAAAAUUGGUUUGGCAGUGUUCAAUGAAGUCGAGUUUAAAAUGUCUGAAAGCAGUUAUUGUUUUCAGUUGUUAAGAUGCAUUUUUAUAACUGGAAGUUAUAGGGUUCUGCGAUUUGGUACUGUAGCAUCAUAAAUAAGAUUAGUAACGGCUGAAUCAAGUAUU